This is a messenger RNA of Blastocystis hominis, 2343 nucleotides long. RefSeq lists its product as hypothetical. Gene Ontology annotation, molecular function: DNA-directed DNA polymerase activity; DNA replication origin binding; pyrimidine nucleotide binding. Lineage: Eukaryota; Bigyra; Opalinata; Blastocystidae. The record is from RefSeq and is a predicted model, not a curated record. Bases 1 to 2343 code for a protein of 780 amino acids. Gene Ontology annotation, biological process: mitotic DNA replication initiation; lagging strand elongation; leading strand elongation. Gene Ontology annotation, cellular component: alpha DNA polymerase:primase complex. The transcript has 6 exons.
AUGGUGUACGACGGCGUCAAAGUCGACCAGGCCACCGACGCCAAGAACCAAUCUCCCGCCACUUCCUGCUGCUGGAUUCGCCCUGUCAAGCAGUAUCCUCUCCAGUUCGCAAAGACCCUCGAAGCGAAUCGACUGCGGCCUGUUCAGGUGCGAACCGAAGCAGAGCUCGUCCAUUCCUUGCUGAAAUACGUCAACACGAUGGAUCCCGAUCUCGUGGUCGGCCACAACAUCACCGGCGACGAUUUGUUCAUGCUCCAGUCCAGCUUCCUUCGGCACAAACUCUCCUGGUGGGAGAUGGGACGUCUGCGCUAUAAACAGCCGCCUCGGCAGUUCCCGCCCAACGAAGUCGCGAUGAAACUUCUCUCAGGACGAUUGGUGGUGGACACCUACACGUCCGCGAAGGAGUUGAUUCACGAAGACAAUUACUCGCUGCCCGCCUUGGCCGCGAAGUACACGUCCAUCCGGCUUCGCGAGCUGAAUAAUUUCUCAGGAGAUGUGCUGUACUCGAACGCCACGCGGCUCUGCACGGCCAUCCAAUCGAAUUUGAUCGCGGCCAACGCAGCGGCGCAGCUGAUGUUCAGCCUGCUGAUCAUUCCUCUGUCGCACCAAAUCUCGUGCAUUUCGGGACUUCCGUGGGGGCGGUGUCUGCGAUCCAAUCGAAGCGAGCGCGUGGAGUAUUAUCUACUGCACGGGUUCCGGCAGAAGAACUUCAUCACGCCGGAUAAGCAAAGGAAAGUGAAGCAGCAGAAGCGGAAGUCGAAGUACGAAGGCGGGUUGGUGCUGGAGCCGAAGGCGGAUUUGUACGAGGAUUUCGUGCUGGUGCUGGACUUUAACUCGCUGUAUCCGUCGAUUAUCCAGGAGUACAAUUUGUGUUAUACGACGGUGAAGCGAGAGAAGAAGGAGGAGGAGAACGAGAACGAAAAAGAGAACGAAAAAGAAAAAGAGAAGGAGGAACGAAAGGAAGUGGAAAAAGAAGAAGGCGAGGAUGAAGAUGGCGAUCUCCUGAUUCGGUAUUUGGUGACCAAACGACGCGAAGUGAAAGGACUGAUGAAGAAAGAAAGCAAUCCGUUGAAGCGAAAACAGCUCGACAUUCGGCAGUUGGCCCUCAAGAUUCUGGCCAACUCGAUGUACGGCUGUCUGGGCUUCACGAACAGUCGCUUCUGUGCGACGGCGAUCGCAUCGACUGUGACGCGCGUGGGACGUUAUAUUCUGCAGAAUACGCGAUUGUUGGCUGAGAAAGAAGGGUAUUCUGUGAUCUAUGGAGACACAGAUUCCAUUAUGAUCAACACGGCCACACGUGAUUACCAACAAACGAUGGAGAUUGGUCGUGAGUUGAAGAAUAAGAUCAAUAAGAAGUAUAAAUAUCUGCAGAUCGAUAUCGAUUACGUCUUCCAGAAGAUGCUUUUGCUCAAAAAGAAGAAAUACGCCGCCGUCAAAGUGAUUUCCGUCGAGGGAACGCGCCUCACCACGCAGCGAGAAACGCGUGGAAUCGAUUUGGUGCGACGCGACUGGUCGAUUCUCACCAAGGACGCGGGCAGCAAGCUGCUGGAUAUUCUUUUCUCGGAGGAAUCGCGCGAUGAAUUCGCGGAUCAGUUCGGUCGGUAUCUCACGGAUCUCGCUGCCAGCAUGCGGAACAAUCUCGUGCCAUACGAGAAAUACGAGAUCACGAUGUCGCUCACGCGGUCGCUCGCCGAUUACAGGGAACGCGAUAUCAGCUCGCUGCCACACGUCGUCGUGGCGCAAUUCAUUGAAAUUCAUUCAUUCAUUCAUUCAAUUGAUUCAUUAAUUCAUUCGUUCGUUUCCUUCACACACGCCGGCGAUUUCAUUCGCUACGUCAUUUGCUACCCCCCCAACGCCUCUUCCUCCCCUUCGCUCGGCUCCCAGGCCUUCACCGUCGCCGAGAUCCGCAAUUCCAACGGCGCCUUGAAGCCAGACGUCGAUUGGUACCUUCGCAACCAGCUUCUCCCCACGCUCUCCCGUCUCAUCGCCCCGCUAAAGGACAUCCCGCCAUCCUUCCUGUCGCACUGUCUCGGACUGCCCUUCCAGCCCGCGUUUUCGAGCGAAUUCGGCGCCGAAGACCGCGGGAAAGUCUCGUUUGUGUUCCGAACCAUGGCGGAACGCGAAGACUACGCGGUGCUGUACGAGCAGACCGAUGCCAUUCGAAUCAAAUGCGAGAAAUGCGGUAAGGAAAGGGAACUGGAUGUCUUGGGAGUGCGGAAUGAACAUGGAUCGGCGAUCUGUCCGGUGAGGGGCGAAAAUGGUGUGGAAUGUAGUGCGGAUGCGGCUAUUCACGAAAUAACAUCGCGAACUGCGUUCUCUUGUAUGCACGACGAGCCAUUAUGA